CGACCACCGUGCCUCCUCAACGCAUACGCCCUUACUUUACACCCCACUCCCACCCCUCACUCUUUUCGACGCCGACAUCCACACCGACACCGACGCCGACUCCGACACGCGCGCGCUGCCACCACCCUCACGCCCAAGGGUGUAUCGUGCUCGUGCCCAGCACGCGGCAGUCACCUCCCGCGAAGCGCCUGCCACCCACCUCGCCCCAUCCCUACCCCUCUCGGCGCUCUAG
Molecule: messenger RNA, 232 nt
Organism: Schizophyllum commune H4-8
Lineage: Eukaryota; Fungi; Basidiomycota; Agaricomycetes; Agaricales; Schizophyllaceae
Exons: 1
Source: RefSeq, a predicted model, not a curated record